Polyodon spathula (Mississippi paddlefish) is the source of this 2183-nucleotide messenger RNA. RefSeq names its product synaptoporin-like. The transcript is spliced from 5 exons. Lineage: Eukaryota; Metazoa; Chordata; Actinopteri; Acipenseriformes; Polyodontidae. The record is from RefSeq and is a predicted model, not a curated record. Gene Ontology annotation, cellular component: synaptic vesicle; synaptic vesicle membrane. Bases 219 to 1049 code for a protein of 276 amino acids.
GCUAAGGCUGCUGCAUGAUAGGUGUAUCAUCUCACUUUCUCUCAGCGUUGAUUUCUUGCUUCUUUAUUUACUUCAUAAAAAGAGUGGGGGGAGGGGGGGGCACCUGAAGCACACAAUUCUGUGCUGUCUCGGCAUCUUUAGGACAUCUUUUUUAUUAGUAUGAGCAAGCUGUUGCUGUUCUUCUGUGGAGUGAAGUUGGAUUAUACAUUCUUUUUUAAAUGUGUAUGGUGAUAUUUGCUCCGCUUUUUGCAAUUUUUGCAUUUGCAACAUGUGGUGGUUAUUCUGGACAACUGAAAGUCAGUGUAGACUGUCAGAACAAGACAGACAGCGACCUAAAUGUUGGGAUAGAGUUUGCUUACCCUUUCAGGUUGCACCAGGUGUAUUUUGAUGCCCCCACGUGCGAUGGUAAAAGACGAGAGAGACUGUUCCUGAUAGGAGACUAUUCUUCUUCGGCUGAGUUCUUCGUUACUAUUGCAGUCUUUGCUUUCUUGUACUCACUGGGGGCCACUGUUGUGUACAUUUUUUACCAGAACAAGUACAGAGAGAACAACAGGGGGCCACUUAUUGAUUUCAUUGUGACAGUGGUGUUCUCGUUCAUGUGGCUGGUGAGCUCGUCUGCCUGGGCGAAGGGUCUGUCGGAUGUGAAGACCGCCACAGACCCUGAUGAGGUGCUUUUGUUAAUAUCUGCAUGUAAGGUGCAGUCCAACAAAUGCCUUCCUCUCCGCAAACCUGUGUGGGCAAGUUUAAACACAUCUGUUGUCUUUGGAUUUUUAAACUUUGUUCUAUGGGCUGGAAACAUUUGGUUUGUAUUCAAGGAGACUGGAUGGCAUUCUUCCACCCAGAGGUAUCCUACAAGCACCACAGAAAAGCAACCGAGUGGCUAUAACCAGCAAUCAUACAACCAAGGCAGAUAUGAGCAAGAAAACAUUGGCCAGUCUGGUGGCACCAAUCCACCAGGAGACUUCGGUCAGCAGUCAAACUAUGGCCACAUGGGUGGCUAUAGCCAGGUAGGGUAUGCUCCAAGCGAGCCUACCUCCUUUGGUAAUUAGAUGUAACAUCUACACUGUAUUUUAAGAUACAGAGUUUAAGAGGGCAAAUGAUAAUCAGUUGACGUCUAAAUUAGACUACAAUAUGAGGAGUGUUUUCCUCUGUUGUCAGUAGUCUAGUGUCAGAAAGGCAGUGGUUCUUGUUUCCAAACUACAGCAUAUCUUGCUUGUAGGUAGCGAGAGGUACAAUUAUAUUAUCUGGGGAAUGAAACCUAAAGUUAAAAAGUUAACAUUGUAGGUAGUGUAAAAGUAAUGUUAUUGUAGUUCUCUCUAUCUCUCUCUCUCUCUCUCUCUCUCUCUCUCUCUCUCUCUCUCUCUCUCUUGUUCUUUUUUUUGUGGUAUGUUGUAUUCCAGUGGUUAUAGCUGUUUGUAAGUAUUUGUUUCUGUGAUAUGCUAUGCCACAGAUCUUGACGGAAAGUAUUUUUGAACUCUGUUUUGCACUCUUGUGAAAGAAAUUGUGGUCAUUUGUAAAAUUAGUGAAUAUUAUUAUUAUUAACACUGAUGACUGUCUGUGAACAAUAGUUAUUUAUUGUUGGUGUUUUGUGACUACUUAGAUGUUAGAGGUUAUAGUACAAGGAGCAUUUCCUUUAUUUUGUACUUUCAUAGGAUUUUAGUAAGUUCACAUGUUUUAAAAUAUGCUGCUUAAACUGCCAUAAUUCAGAAUUGAAAGCACAAAUAUGAAAAGGGAGGAGUGGAACACUGGGUAUGUGUUUGAAAUAUCUUGUAAAUACAUGUAUUUAAAUAAUAAACACCCAAACACCCCAUAAUACCUAUAGAUUUUGAAUAACAGUAAGAUUAAUCUUAUUAUCAAAAUUAAAAGAUAUGAAGACCUGUAAAUUAGGUUGAUAUACAUUCAUUAAUCAGAUAUUUCUUUAACAAAACAACAUGUAAGUUUGAAUAGAAGUGUAACUUGACAUUCUCUUAAUUGUGAACCUUGUUUCUUGACUUCCAAAGCAUGUGACGUGAAUUUUUGCAGUAACUGCAUUUGUUGGUUGAGGUAUAUACGAUUGCUGUAUUUGCUCUAAACUCAGUGUUGCAUUAAAAUGUGAUCAGCUGUACCUGAGUAAGAUUGUAUAUCAGUAUGCUUUUAAAAUAUGAUUAAUAAAGUUGUUGCAAAAACCUUGUGUACUAUAAUAA